This is a messenger RNA of Sesamum indicum (sesame), 1856 nucleotides long. RefSeq names its product putative pectinesterase/pectinesterase inhibitor 7. Gene Ontology annotation, biological process: cell wall modification. NCBI's taxonomy places the organism in Eukaryota, Viridiplantae, Streptophyta, Magnoliopsida, Lamiales, Pedaliaceae. Gene Ontology annotation, molecular function: pectinesterase activity; enzyme inhibitor activity. The record is from RefSeq and is a predicted model, not a curated record.
AAAAUUCACAUACCAAUAAAUUUUCUUCACUUCAAUGGCGAAACAUCUAAAGAAUCUGCUCUUUUCUGCAUUCCCUUUACUCUGCAUUCUCUUCCUGCUUUCGAUUUCCUUCUCUCAGACCUCUGCUGAUACUCCGCCAGCAACCCCUGUUCCCCCUUCCAAACUAUGCAAGUCCACCCCAUUCCCAUCUUUCUGCAACACUGUCCUUCCCUCCUCUAACUCCUCCGCCAAUGUCUACGAUUACGGCCGGUUUUCAGUCCGUAAAUCCCUCUCCGCCGCUCGAAAGUUCCUUUCCCUCAUCGAAAAGUAUCUUCGCAAGUCCAAGCAAUUAACCAUCACUGCAGUUCGGGCCCUGGAAGAUUGCAAGUUUUUAGCUGAAUCCAAUAUCGAUCAUCUCAUGAGCUCUUUCCAGAUUGUCGACCAGACUUCCAAGACUCUCUCUGUGUUGGAAGCUGACGACGUGCAAACUCUCCUCAGUGCUAUAUUAACGAAUACGCAGACGUGUAUUGAUGGCCUCCAGGCCACAGCUUCGGCCUGGAGAGUCAGGAACGGCAUUUUAUCGCCGCUGUCCAACGACACCCGGCUUUACAGUGUUUCUUUAGCUUUGUUUACUAAAGGGUGGGUGCCGAAGAAGAAAAGCAGGCCGUCUUCCAGCAUUCCCGCCGGCAGGAAGCAGCUGAAAAUGCGAAACGGGAGCUUGAACCUGAAAAUGUCUGCCAGGAAUCAGGCGAUUUAUAGCACUGUGAACAAGAGGAGGCUGCUCCAGGCGGAUAGCGGUGACAAUCAGGUUCUGGUGAGUGAUAUUGUGAUUGUGAGUCAGGACGGGACUGGGAAUUUCACGACGAUAAAUGAUGCUGUGGCUGCUGCUCCGAAUAACACUGAUGGCACCAGCGGGUAUUUCCUCAUAUACAUCACUGCUGGGGUGUACGAGGAAUACGUGUCCAUUGGUAAGAACAAGAAGUACCUGAUGAUGAUUGGCGACGGUAUCAAUCAAACAAUUAUCACUGGGAAUCACAGCGUUGUUGAUGGAUGGACAACAUUCAAUUCUUCAAGCUUCGCUGUCGUGGGGACAGGUUUCGUUGCAGUGAACAUAACGUUCCGUAACACUGCCGGAGCAAUCAAGCACCAAGCUGUAGCCGUCCGAAACGGGGCAGACCUAUCCACAUUUUACAGCUGUAGCUUCGAAGCCUACCAAGACACACUCUACGUACACUCCCUAAGGCAAUUUUACGUGGAAUGUGAUAUCUACGGCACAGUGGACUUCAUUUUCGGGAAUGCGGCAGUAGUUUUCCAGAACUGCAACCUCUACCCCCGUCUGCCGAUGUCCAAUCAGUUCAACGCGAUCACUGCUCAAGGCAGAACUGAUCCUAACCAAAACACUGGAAUUUCUAUACAGAAUUGCACGAUUCGAGCUGCCGACGACUUGGCUAACAGUAAUAUCACGAUCAGGACUUAUCUCGGGCGGCCCUGGAAAGAAUACUCGAGAACUGUUUACAUGCAAUCAUUUAUGGACAGUUUGAUAAAUCCGGCGGGGUGGACUAUUUGGUCUGGAGAUUUUGCGUUAAACACAUCGUACUACGCUGAGUUUAACAAUUCAGGGCCGGGAUCAAACACCAGUCAGAGAGUGACGUGGCCUGGAUUUCAUAUCAUCAAUGAAACUGAUGCUGCUAAUUUCACUGUGUCCGCGUUCUUGCUAGGUGAUGAUUGGAUACCUCAAACGGGGGCCCCCUAUACCGCAGGGUUAUUGUGAUCACGAUUCUUCUACAUCUGCAUCCUUUUUUUUGUUUUGAUUUUUUUGUAUUCAAGAUUCUUCCAAUUGUUUAUUCAGAAAAUUAAUAAGAAAUCAAAGUACAAGA